Messenger RNA from Oryzias latipes (Japanese medaka), 4103 nucleotides. RefSeq names its product zinc finger, ZZ-type containing 3 (gene zzz3). The record is from RefSeq and is a predicted model, not a curated record. NCBI's taxonomy places the organism in Eukaryota, Metazoa, Chordata, Actinopteri, Beloniformes, Adrianichthyidae. Gene Ontology annotation, molecular function: zinc ion binding.
ACUUCCAGCCGGGUCCUUUUUAGUUGAAGAAAUUCCCAAACUUUGAUGUCUUCUUACACUAAAAGUGUGUGUGGUCGUAAUUGUGGGCUUCACAGUUGCACAUCGGCAAAGUUAUGCGCGGAACAAUCAGCUAGCUUGGCUAGCUAAUGCUGGGCUGUUGCAGCUAGCCGCUGGGGCUAACUGAGUAACUACUGCCGCUGGACCGCUAACCAUGCUACUGCAGCGGGAUGUUUAUCAUCGGCCAAACCCGGUGCCCACAUUCUGCUGCAGAGGAGAGAGCACCAGGAUGAGGAGGCUGUAGGCACCCGCGGUAGUAUGGCCGCAUCCCGAUCCUCACGUGUCACAAGGUCAUCAGUGGGACACAAUGGAUUGGAUGAGAACUUUUGUGGUCGAACUCUCAGAAACCGUAGCAUUGCCCAGCCAGAGGAGAGCUCGGUGCCUUCUCUACCUAGGGCACGCUCGCCCAAAAAGAAGCAGGAGUCCAGGCAGGAGAGCAAACAGGAGUCGAGAGAUGAUAUCAAGCAGGAGCCAAGACAGGAUGGUAAACAGCAGUCAAGGCAGGAGUCAAGAGACAACAGUAGGCAAGGGCCAAAACAAGAGUCCAAACAGGACAAGAAGAUGGAGUCAAAACAGGAGUCGAGGGACGUCUGCAAGCAGGAGUCGAGGGACGUCUGCAAGCAGGAGUCGCGGGACGUAUGUAAGGAGUCUGAGCAGAUGUCGGGUCAUUCAGCAAAUCAGAAGUUGGAGCAGGAGUCAAAGGACAAUUGCAGGCAAAAGUCAGAAGACAAAUGCUUUCACGAGUCAGAGCCAAGGCCAGACAGCAAACAAAGUGUUAGACAAGAUUCAAAUCGGGAUGUUAAACUGGACAAAAAGAAGGAUGAGAAACGGGAUACUCACUUGCAAGAUCGUCAGCAACAGGGCACUUUGAAAGGUCUGCGAAAUGACUUCAGUUUUUUGCAACCUGAGACCGAUCAGUGGACCAGCUCCAGCAAACGAGGUUUUUGUUGUUUAGAAAAAAACAUUAACACAGAGAAGUCUGAGAACUGUGACACUGAAAAAGUGCAGCGGGAUACCUCUCCUCAAAUUAAAAAGGCCAUGCGGUUCUCUCCUUCUGAAGAGCCUCAGGGACAGGAAGAGGCCCAAAACCUCUUUGAACUUGAAAGCCCAGUCUCUGUCCCAGAGACCAGUAAGGACAGUAUGUGUGAAGAAUUACCCAGAGAACACUCUGGCAACACAACACCUGCCUCUCCUCUCCUCAGCACACUGGAAGGUGAGAUGAGGGCAGGGGAUGCCCGUGCGGAGUUUGAAGGGGCAGUUUUGCUCCCAAAUCCUCACGAAACAUCCAAUGGACUCAAAGACUUGGGUAAAGCAGAGGAGUCUAGCGAACUGUCUGAACAGGCAAAUACAAGACCCGCAUCGACCACAAACUUUCCGUUGCUGCUCAAUGGCAGUCAGACAGAGGCACCUUUGUCCUCUGAACCUUCUGUGCCUUUUACAAACUCUGUCUCUGGGCAGAUGGAGGUCUCUGACUUGAGGGACUCUCCGGCCCCAUCUGCACUAACAUGUGAGGUUGCUCCAGAGGAGCCUGUUCCUGAGUUGAUAGUAGCCAAAGAGCAGGAGGUGGAGGAGAUGGAGGUUGAUAUAGUAGGUGACCCACUGUGUCUGGCUCACGAGGAGCAGGUGACGGAAAGUGAAAGUGAUGCUAAUGGCCAACCACCAUUGCUAGUCCAGGAAGCUGCUGCCUCAACCUCCUCUACCACGAACUGUACAUCAAUCAACAUCAACAACUCAGGAGAAACUACACCCCCUCUAACCCCCCCAUCCCCCACAGAGCCAGAGGGUAACCCCUCAAUAUCUUCUAGCACGUCCCCUUCUUUCACAGAGCUGUAUGAACACCGAUACACCCUUCGGACUUCACCUGGUAGAACUGAGCCUGGUGAGAAGUUGUCCUCUAAUAAACUUAGCUCUCCUACAGACAAUGGUCCUUUGGAGGCAGAAGGAGAGGUAGAGGAGGGCUAUCCACCACUGGAAGAUCCCCUUUGUUCAGACUCAUUUGGCCCCUCCAGUGAGGAGCAGGUCUCUGCAAAUCCUGGAGGAGGGACAUGUGAUGAAGGCAGCGGUUUUCUGGGGGCUAGACAAUGCAAGAGCACCAAGGAGCUGACACAAAGCCAAGCUGCAGAAGAGGAAGAGGAGGAGCCAGAUGUAUAUUACUUUGAGUCGGACCAUGUGGCUCUUAAACACAACAAAGAUUAUCAAAGACUGCUGCAGACCAUUGGCGUUCUUGAGGCCCAGCGCACGCAGGCCAUCCGUGACCUGGAGACACUGGCACAUCAGCAGAGUGAGGCUCUCGUCGACCCUAUUAGCUUUGUGGAGAAGCUGCAGAAACAGGUGAAUCUGGAUCUGCCGUGUCCUCAGCGCGUCGUUCAGCUCCCUGAAAUCGCGUGGGAGCAGCACACGUCUGGCCUUGGUGAUUUUGAGAGGGAAUUCUGCGACAAGAAGCGUAAAACGAGGCAGCUUAAGUUGAUCUUUGACAAAGGUUUGCCACUUCGACCAAAAAGCCCCAUUGAGCCCAAGAAGGAAGGCGAAUGCUCCACGGCGUACUCCUCUCUGCCCACCAGUGAUGCCCCGGAGAACGGCCUGCAGACGCAGAUGAUCAGGGGGAGGAUUUGUCACCCGAAUAAACCUGACACUUUUAACCAGCUGUGGACCGUGGAGGAACAGAAAAAACUGGAGCAGCUUCUCAUCAAGUUUCCACCAGAAGAAAUUGAAUCCAGAAGAUGGCAGAAGAUUGCUGAUGAGCUCGGCAAUCGCACCGCUAAACAGGUGGCCAGUCGAGUUCAAAAAUACUUCAUCAAACUGACCAAAGCUGGCAUCCCUGUGCCUGGAAGAACACCCAACCUGUGCAUGUACACUAAAAAGACAUCCAGUAAGAGACAGCACCACCUUAACAAGCAUCUGUACCGACCAUCCACCUUCCUGACCUCCUACGAGCCUCCGGUCUUCAUGGAUGAAGAUGAUGAGCGCUCCAUGUUUUACAGCAGUGUUCAGGAUCCUUCUGGUGAUGAAUCGGAUGAUGACACCGUUCCUAUGGAAUUGAGGAACUUACCGGAAUACAAGGAGCUUUUGGAGCUGAAGAGGCUGAAAAAACAGAAGCUCCAUGAGAUCCAGGAGGACAAGGCUGUGGUGCAGCACAUUGGCUUCAAGUGCGACGUGUGUGGGAUGGAGCCCAUCCAGGGAACGCGGUGGCACUGUCAGAGCUGUCCGCCCGAGAACUCUGUCGAUUUCUGCUCCAACUGUACCGACUGCUUCUUCAAGACGGAAACCCACAAGCCCAAUCACCACCUGGAGCCGGUGCACCAGCCAGAAACCUUUCUGGACAGGGACUACUGUCUGCCACAGACCACGGGCUACAACUACCUGGACCCAAACUAUUUCCCCGCCAAUAGAUGACAGGGCCACGGGGGCCUCUAGCACCAGGCUCUCCACAUAUCCACAGGCCACUCUGCAUGGCAUCAUCCUCCAAGUCCAAGAAACCGCUUUCAUCUGCCAGCAGACAGCUGCAGCCCUCAGAGCAGACCUCAGUGCUGCUGGUGGGAGGGGGCGGAUGCUGGGAACUGACCUCCUGACUUGGGCAAAGAGCGGCCAUGUUGGUUUCCCACAAAGAGGGGGGACCCUGCUUCCCCGUAGCCAGGUUUUUCAACGGAUGUGUGAGUUGAAACGAAACACUAUUUUUAAAAAACCAAGACAGCAGAAGGCACUCAACAUUCCUGAGAUGUGGGACCCCAGAGGACGCUUUCCCCCCCUCCUCCUCCAGUCGCCUCCCCGUGCUGCUCGGAAGUAGAGUCUGAAGCGCCAUCUCAUGCAGACGUGGCUGACCAGUGCGUCAAGGACUCCGGUGACUGUCGAGUCAUCGGCUGAAAUCCAUGAUGGUGACCUGCGUGUUCUCCGUGUUAUGGAUGAGUGAACAUGUUUUAGCUAGGCGUCCAUAGAUCUAGUAUUUAUGAUUCUGGGGGGACUGUGGUGGGAGUUCUGCUGACCUGGAUGCGAUUUUGUUCCAUGUGUCGGCAUGGACCCCCCCCCCCCCCCCCCCCACACACACACCA